UGCAAAAAAACAAAAAAAUCAGGAAGGGGGCCAACACUUUUUCACACCACUGUAUAUGGUUCACCAUUGAUCAGUCCAGCCUUGUCUCUGUAUGUCGCUCAUACACUAGGGUUUACCAUCGAGAGGUCUGGCAUACUUUCAUCAGAAUUUUGAAGUGUCAUAGUUAACAGGAAGUGGUUGUGUCUCAGCUGACACCAUUAUUACAGAAGGCAAAGAUAGAUACAGAUCAGUUUCAGAAUAAACUAUUUCCAUACCCAGUUAACUUAUGCAUCAAUAAUGUUGUGAUUACAAAUAAUUCAGCCUGCUUUGGAUUCAUUUUUUUUUUAGACGUGAAUAACACUGAAUGACUGAGAAUCAAUGUUUUCUUUUUAAUUUAGGUUUUUCUGGUUCCUUGUCCCAAUUUUGUUUUUAUAUCUUUACAUUUAUUAAAUGACUCUCUUUCAUGUAUUUGUGGUCCAAAUAACAGGUAUCUCCAUCCCCCGUUUGUCAUGGAAUUGGCAAUUUCCAUGUCAUUUGAUAUAAAAGGUCCAUCCCUAUAGGGAAAGGAUCCUUGUGUACAUUUCCUCUUGACCAACCAGCAAACAUAAACAUACUAAUGCACGAGAGGAAGGGGAAAAAACUGUGGCCUCACACCUUUCAGUUGACUUUACAACUCAGGCCUAGACCUAGAGCAGUUCUCUGAAUAUAUUGAAGGAAGUUCAAGGGUGUCACUUAAGUAUGCAAGUCAUCAUAUGGUUAGAAGAGCCGUAAAAAGGGUAAAACUUCAACGGUUUCUGAGUGUAUAAGAGCUGCUCUACAUGAAAGAGACCUACAGUAGAGAUCAUUCCCAGAACAGGAGAACAUGAGACUCUAUCUAGCAGUCUUUGCGCUCCUGGCAGCAGUUCACUGCGAGGAGCUCAUUAAUGGAGACCAAGUUCUAAGAAUCAAUGCAGAAUCUGAAGACCACAUUCAGAUUUUGAAAAUGCUGGAAAGAGACGUGGAUUCUGGGCUGGAUUUCUGGACUCAUGCCGUCUCUACUGAACGACCUGUUGACAUCCGUGUGCCUCAUUCCAGUCUGCAUGCUGUCAAGGACUUCCUCAAGAAAAACAACAUCCCUUUCACUGUCAUGAUCAACAAUGUGCAGGAACUUUUGGUCAGAGAGAGAGAAGAAAUGGUUCGCAAUGCAGAAAUAGAAAGCAAGACCAAAAGUUUCAGCUUUGCUGCUUAUCAUGACCUGGAAACUAUUUAUAAUUUUAUGGACACGCUUGCAAAUCACUCUAAACUGAUCUCUAAAGUGAAGAUUGGCAGCACUUAUGAGAACCGUUCUAUGUAUGUCUUGAAGUUCAGCACUGGUGGAGUGAAAAGACCUGCAAUCUGGAUUGAUGCUGGAAUCCAUGCGAGGGAGUGGAUUUCUCAUGCGACUGCAGUGUGGCUUGCUGACAGGAUUGCCACAGACUUUAAGGAAAACCGUGCCCCUGUGCCCAGUAUCCUUAGUAAAAUGGAUAUUUACUUGAUGAUUGUGGCCAAUCCUGAUGGAUAUGUCUUCACUCACCGCUCUUCCAGUCCGCUUUACCGUUUCUGGUGUAAGAGCCGGUCUGCGACCUCUAACCCCAAAUGCCAAGGUGUCGACCUCAACAGAAACUGGGAUGCUGAAUUUGGUGGUACAUUCAUAUUGUUGUUUUCUCUUGUUGCAACAGAUUCGAAUGACUUUGCUUUAUUAAAUGUGCCUACAUUUUCUCUAGGUCCUGGAGCAAGUGAUGACCCCUGCGCUGAAGACUACCGGGGUCCUUCUUCUCAAUCUGAGAUCGAAGUGAAAAACAUUGCAAAAUUCAUCAUGAGCCACGGCAAUUUCAAAUCCUUCAUGACCCUUCACUCUUACAUGCAGUUCUUAAUGUAUCCUUAUGGCUACAUCGGCAUAGAUGCUCCUGACUGGCCAGAACUGCAUGAUGUGGCCACAAAGGCAAGCAAAGCCCUCAAUUCCUGGCAUGGCACCGUUUAUAAAGUUGGAAGCAUCUUCCACACUAUUGAUCAAGCUAGUGGUGCAAGUGUUGACUGGGCUUACCUACGUGGCAUCAAAUACUCUUUUGCUUUCGAGUUGCGUGACACUGGUGAAUAUGGAUUCCUCCUGCCUGCCAACCAGAUCGUUUCCACUGCAAGGGAGACAUGGUUUGCUCUCAGAUACAUUAUGAAAUAUGUUUGUGAUCACCCUUACUGAGAGAAAUGUACUAAAGCUUCAGUAAAGGUCCUAGAGGAUAUAUGAAAUGUGUGCCGUUUCAGAUAUUACGCUUCAAUGUUGUCCAAAUAACUCAGUUUUGACAGAGAUCUAUUACAUCCCAAAUGCCACUCUUCAACCAAAACCCAUCUCUUCAGUCAAAAUUUUUUUUUUUUCAAAUUUCUCAGAUCCAAAUCUUUUGCCUUUUGUCUUGUGUAACUUCAACUGUCUUUUGGCGCCUCUUAGAAUGACUACCUACCUAUGAACUGUUUUGAUGUUUUAAGCACAGUUUAAACAAAAUGUCUAAAUCUAUAAUAAACU
Messenger RNA from Onychostoma macrolepis, 2512 nucleotides. Its product is annotated as carboxypeptidase A2-like. Gene Ontology annotation, biological process: proteolysis. Gene Ontology annotation, molecular function: metallocarboxypeptidase activity; zinc ion binding. Lineage: Eukaryota; Metazoa; Chordata; Actinopteri; Cypriniformes; Cyprinidae. The transcript is spliced from 10 exons. Bases 842 to 2194 code for a protein of 450 amino acids. The record is from RefSeq and is a predicted model, not a curated record.